UUUUGCAACCUAGUUUUGCAGAAACAAUGAAGAUGCGAGUGAUUCUAGUCCUUGCUUUUGCAACCUUGAUUUCUGCAGAAGAUGAUCUACCGCAGCCUAGAGUUGACAGACAAGGUCGUCUUUUCCUUGUAUCAAGCAGUACAACAACAACUACACUGUCAACCAACUCUAUCUGCUAUGCAACUACAGCUCUUGGUAUCACUACAUGUGCUGGAAGGAAGAAAAGACAGCUUAUUGAAGAUCCUAUCUCUCACAUUAAAUCUGAAAUUGAACUCACCAAACCUACCAGAGUUUACAGGCAACCUGAUGAUUUUGCUCUUGAUUCGUCAGCUGAUCUUGAGUCUGGUUCUAACAGGAAACCCAAGUUCUUCUUGUACUGGAUGACCACCACCUCCACCUCUACCACGACCACGUUUACCACCACCCAGACCCUCUCAAGUAUUAAUUGCACGCCGAACAACUUCAUCUACUCCCUCUGUGGUUAAUUCAAAUAUUUAUGCGUAAUUGUUUUGUUAAGUUUUUCUUUUUAAAAGUAUUGAAUAUA
This is a messenger RNA of Eurytemora carolleeae, 544 nucleotides long. RefSeq lists its product as uncharacterized. The transcript has 5 exons. NCBI's taxonomy places the organism in Eukaryota, Metazoa, Arthropoda, Copepoda, Calanoida, Temoridae. The record is from RefSeq and is a predicted model, not a curated record. The coding region runs from base 27 to 485 and encodes 152 amino acids.